Messenger RNA from Arvicola amphibius (Eurasian water vole), 1353 nucleotides. It is a transcript of the gene Anxa4, whose product is annotated as annexin A4. NCBI's taxonomy places the organism in Eukaryota, Metazoa, Chordata, Mammalia, Rodentia, Cricetidae. The record is from RefSeq and is a predicted model, not a curated record. The transcript is spliced from 13 exons. Gene Ontology annotation, cellular component: cytoplasm. The coding region runs from base 149 to 1108 and encodes 319 amino acids. Gene Ontology annotation, molecular function: calcium-dependent phospholipid binding; calcium ion binding.
CAGGAACUCUGGCUCAGUCUCCACCCCAUGACGGGGCGGGUCCUGUCGGCCCGAACGAGGGUGUGGCAGCCGCAGUAGGCUCACAGCCGGUUUCCGAGCGGGAGGAGCUUCUGCCGAGGUGACUGAACUCUCAACGUGACCUACAGCCAUGGCCACCAAAGGGGGGACUGUAAAAGCUGCUUCGGGAUUCAAUGCGGUUGAAGAUGCCCAGGCCCUGAGGAAGGCCAUGAAGGGACUUGGUACUGAUGAAGAUGCCAUUAUUGGAGUCCUGGCCUACCGCAACACUGCCCAACGCCAGGAAAUCAGGACUGCUUACAAGAGCAACAUCGGCAGGGACCUGAUGGAUGACUUGAAGUCGGAGCUGAGCAGCAACUUUGAGGAGGUGAUUUUGGGGAUGAUGACGCCCACGGUGCUGUACGACGUGCAGGAGCUGCGGAAAGCCAUGAAGGGAGCUGGCACAGAUGAGGGCUGCCUGAUCGAGAUCCUGGCUUCUCGUACCCCCGAGGAGAUCCGUCGCAUCAACCAGACAUACCAGCAGCAAUAUGGAAGAAGCCUUGAAGAGGACAUCUGCUCUGACACAUCCUUCAUGUUCCAGCGAGUACUGGUGUCCCUGACAGCGGGUGGCAGGGAUGAAGGGAAUUACCUGGAUGAUGCGCUCGUGAAGCAGGAUGCCCAGGACCUGUUUGAGGCUGGAGAGAAGAGAUGGGGGACAGACGAGGUGAAGUUCCUAAGCAUCCUCUGCUCCCGGAAUCGGAACCAUCUGCUGCAUGUGUUUGAUGAAUACAAAAGGAUCUCACAGAAGGACAUUGAGCAGAGUAUUAAAUCUGAGACAUCGGGGAGCUUUGAAGAUGCCCUGCUGGCUAUAGUGAAGUGCAUGAGGAACAAACCUGCAUAUUUUGCUGAAAGGCUUUAUAAAUCCAUGAAGGGCUUAGGCACUGAUGACAGCACCCUCAUCAGAGUGAUGGUUUCUCGAGCAGAGAUUGACAUGCUGGACAUCCGGGCCAACUUCAAGAGGCUCUAUGGGAAGUCUUUGUACUCUUUCAUCAAGGGCGACACUUCCGGAGACUACAGGAAGGUUCUCCUCAUUCUCUGCGGAGGAGAUGAUUAAAUCAAGACCCGGGACAGAGGCUUAUUAACGCUGAUUUUUUUAAACUUCAUUUUUCUGCACUGCUAUUAACAUUAUCUCAAAUGCUUAUUUCCAAUUAAAACGCCUCCAGUUGCCUCCUAUGAUCUAGGCUGUGUUAUUAUCGUCUAUAAUUAGUCAUUUUGAUGCCUUAAACCUGUACUUUCAAAGCUUUUAAGACCUAAAUGGAGAUUUAGAAUUAGAAAUUAAAAUGUUCUCCAUGUCUGUAA